AGUGCUGGGUGGAACAUGAGCAGAGGUGAGGUGUUAGGCUGGUGGGCUAAGCUACGACCACUGCCUGUGACGUUGAGGGGAGCUGCGCCCGGCCCCUUUACCUCAGUCAAGCAUAAAUAUCGAGUCGUCUCCACUAAGUGGCCCAUGCAUGCAGACGGCACCGCUUACAGUCAGCAAUGAAGGUCAGCCCAUUCCUCCUCCUGUGCAUCUUUCUGGCAUGUUCAGUCUGGGUAAUCCAGGGAAGAAACCUGCAGGUCAAUAUUGAUGACGAGGAGCUUGCAGAACCCAAUGCAAAGCAACAAGGGAUUCCAGGGAUUUGCUGGGGAUGCAAGUGGGCUUUAAACAAGGUGAAAAAAGUCCUUGGAAACAACAGUACUGUCCAGGCCAUUACUCAGCAGUUGAAAUCGGUCUGCGAUAAGAUUGGACUCCUGAAAUCAAAGUGCAAGAAAUUUGUGGACAACAACCUUGGAGUCCUGGUCGAGGAGCUGACGACCACCGACGACGUGAGAACCAUUUGCGUCAAUGCAGGAGCGUGCAAGCCAAAGGAGCAGCUGGACAUGAUCUUCCAUCCAAACAAAGAAGAAUCCAGACGCAUCACGAUCAUUGAAGUCCCCUGACAUCCUGUGCAGUCAUGAAAACCAGAAACAUAAAUGUAGCUUUUAAAUGCAAGACUAACAACCCCAGUGAUUGCAUUCAAGUGAACAUAAACCUUUCUUAGCUUCCUUUUGCUCAAGCAUGUCUUAAUGUUUUGUUUUAAUGUUCACAUUGCGAACACCUGAAAACCUGUUUCUCCCAUAAAUUAGCUCAAUAGAAUAAUUGCUUUGCUGCUUUGGUUUGACAUCGUUGUCACAAAUAUUACAGGAUUUA
Fundulus heteroclitus (mummichog) is the source of this 867-nucleotide messenger RNA. It is a transcript of the gene nkl.4, whose product is annotated as NK-lysin tandem duplicate 4. The transcript has 5 exons. Lineage: Eukaryota; Metazoa; Chordata; Actinopteri; Cyprinodontiformes; Fundulidae. Bases 177 to 617 code for a protein of 146 amino acids. Gene Ontology annotation, biological process: lipid metabolic process; defense response to bacterium. The record is from RefSeq and is a predicted model, not a curated record.